Molecule: messenger RNA, 2015 nt
Organism: Oppia nitens
Lineage: Eukaryota; Metazoa; Arthropoda; Arachnida; Sarcoptiformes; Oppiidae
Product: myb-like protein I
Exons: 2
Coding region: 342-1826 (494 amino acids)
Source: RefSeq, a predicted model, not a curated record
UUAUAUAUCAAUAUAUGAUAUAUUGACCAAAACUAUUAGUGAUAAAACAAUUGAUAGCCAUUUCUUAUAAAAACACUGUUAAUAGUCAUAACAUUUUUUUUAUUAAUAUAUAAUAAUAACAUUUUUAAGUCAAAUAUCUCGUCCUGAUUUUACUUCCCGCCCGACUAAAGUGGUCAAUACACACACACACACACACCCGAAAGUGGCCACCAAUAAGAUGAUUGAUUGACUGAUUGAUAAGCAUUUUUAGAUGGCAUACGAAGGAUAACGACAGAAACUGAAAGCCGUUUAUAAAGAUAACCCAAGAAGAAGACGACGACGAAGAAGAAGAUACGACAGCAAUGGAUGUGAAUCUGGAGAAUCUGAACGUAGUUUACGACCCGAACGCCGAUUUGCUAUUACUGGAAGUGCUUAACUACAUUAGCGGCGGUCAGCCAAAGGUUACGGCCAUCAGUUUGCUGCGCGACGGCGAAAGUCUCAUUAGAGUGAUCUCCGCUUUCGAAAAGCAGACCAAAUGGCAAUCGAGUCAAGUGAUCGACUUGUUCUUCAAGUACAAGAACGACGCUAUAACCGGCUUUCAGUUUAUUAACGGUUGGCUCGACUAUUAUUAUGGUACCACAGGUCUCGUUAUGGUUACCGACGCGUUUCGGUUCGCUAGCAACGAGAUAGUGGUGACCACGGCGUUGCUCGUACUCAAUGUUCUGUACAUUAAGAGAGAUUCACUCACCUAUGAUCUCAAGACACGAUUGGAAGCGCUUUGGGUGGACUUCGGCUCAGCCGUUGAUUCGAUUAUCGUCUGGAUGCGAACCAGAGCUCAACUCAUGGACACCAAUACUGGUCUCCACACGUGCGCACACCAACUCUUUUCUGGUCAUUCACUACAAGAAUUUCAAUCCAUUCAGCAAAGACUUACUCAAAUGGUUCAGCAGAAGCUCAUAAAUGAUUUGAUGAAGAAGGUAAACGACAAGGACAUACUGAUCAAACAACAAGCGAAAGAUUUUGCCGAUUUGGGAACAAAGAUGUAUCCCUUAGUCCAAGAACUAAAAGAACUUAAGAACCAGAACGUCAUUCUCGCCUCAGAAGUCAAGUGGCAGAUGAGUGCCAACAAAGAGCUCAAUCAAACUGUGGCCAAAUUGGAACACGAAAACCAAGUGCUCAAGAAGUUGGCUCUUAAAAACAAUAGCUUUCUCAACGAUAUCAUCAAUAAGAGUGAUUCAACCACCGGUGCUACAAAAGACAUAUCAAUACAGCUUAUGGAUGAGCCCAACAACAACACUAACUCAUCUCAAAGCAACAAUGGAUCAAAUUUUGAUGAACCGUCAUCAUCAUCGCCAGUCAAUAGUAACGGUUCAGAUGAUAAACCCGAGUCUUCUAAGGCAAGUGCUAAACAAAUGAAUGAAAUUACUGGAAAUUAUGAACGAAAUGAGGACACAGAUUCGUCAACUGAAAUCGAGGACAUCACUGAUAGUGGCAAUCAUUCAGACGCGGCCACCGAUGAUCUACUAUUGGAGAUCAAUCAGAUAUCGCCAAAAUCUGAUGACACCGCCAAUAGUAGCAGCAAUGAUGUGAUGACGAAGAAUAAUGAUAAUAACAAUAACAAAAACGAGAUAAAAGAAUGUAAAUCGUGGGAAGAGUUCUUUGCCAAUGAUAGCAAUAAUAAGCAUGACUUGAAUGACGACGAGAAACAGUUGCAGGAAUCGGUUGACCACCAGAAGCCAGAGUCGGUCCAACCAAAUGAUACUUACAAUAAUAAUAAUAAUAUUAAUAAAUCUAAUCAAAGUCUGGGUACAAACGAUAAUAGGAUUUCCGCAUUAAUAAUCAACUGAAAUAUGUUUGAUUAUGAUAUCCGCAAAAAAACAAAUGCAUUAACAAAACAAAACAAAAAGUUUGUUUCAGAAAAAAUACAUUUUAAAAAACUUACCGAAAGAUUAUCUUUAAAAAUAAAUAUUUUCACUCCAUUUUCCUCUAUCUCUUCCUCUUUUUAUUAUCUCUUUCUCUCAACUCUCUCGUCAAAU